Messenger RNA from Miniopterus natalensis, 2476 nucleotides. RefSeq names its product SUV39H2 histone lysine methyltransferase (gene SUV39H2). The record is from RefSeq and is a predicted model, not a curated record. NCBI's taxonomy places the organism in Eukaryota, Metazoa, Chordata, Mammalia, Chiroptera, Miniopteridae. Gene Ontology annotation, cellular component: nucleus. Gene Ontology annotation, molecular function: zinc ion binding; protein binding; histone H3K9 methyltransferase activity.
CCCGUCCGACCGCGCCAGUUUGAAUGAAAGCUCCUCAAGAUGGCGGUGGCCGGGGCCGAGGCGCGAGGAGCUUGGUGUGUGCCUUGCCUAGUUUCACUUGAUACUCUUCAGGAAUUAUGUAGAAAAGAAAAGCUCACAUGUAAAUCGAUUGGAAUCACCAAAAGGAAUCUAAACAAUUAUGAGGUGGAAUACUUGUGUGACUACAAGGUAGUAAAGGAUAUGGAAUAUUAUCUUGUAAAGUGGAAAGGAUGGCCAGAUUCUACAAAUACUUGGGAACCUUUACAAAAUCUCAAGUGCCCAUUACUACUUCAGCAAUUCUCUAAUGACAAGCAUAAUUAUUUAUCUCGGGUAAAGAAAGGCAAAGCAAUAACUCUAAACAGUAACAAAGCUUUGAAACCUGCCAUUGCUGAAUACAUUGUAAAGAAGGCUAAACAAAGGAUAGCUCUGCAGAGAUGGCAAGAUGAACUCAACAGAAGAAAAAAUCAUAAAGGAAUGAUUUUUGUUGAAAAUACUGUUGACUUAGAGGGCCCACCUUCAGACUUCUACUACAUUAAUGAAUACAAACCCACUCCUGGAAUCAGCUUAGUAAAUGAAGCUACCUUUGGUUGUUCAUGCACAGAUUGCUUCUUUGAGAAAUGCUGUCCUGCUGAAGCUGGAGUUCUUUUGGCUUAUAAUAAAAACCAACAAAUUAAAAUCCCACCUGGUACCCCUAUUUAUGAAUGCAACUCAAGAUGUCAGUGUGGACCCGAUUGUCCCAAUAGGAUUGUACAAAAAGGCACACAGUAUUCACUUUGCAUCUUUCGAACUAGCAAUGGCUGUGGCUGGGGUGUAAAAACCCUUGUGAAGAUUAAAAGAAUGAGUUUUGUAAUGGAAUAUGUUGGAGAGGUAAUCACAAGUGAAGAAGCUGAAAGACGUGGGCAGUUAUAUGACAACAAAGGAAUCACAUAUCUCUUUGAUCUGGACUAUGAAUCUGAUGAAUUCACAGUGGAUGCAGCGCGAUACGGAAAUGUGUCUCAUUUUGUGAAUCACAGUUGUGACCCAAAUCUUCAGGUGUUCAAUGUUUUCAUUGAUAACCUCGAUACUCGUCUUCCCCGAAUAGCAUUAUUUUCCACGAGAACCAUAAAUGCUGGAGAAGAGCUCACUUUUGAUUAUCAAAUGAAAGGUUCUGCAGAUAUAUCUUCAGAUUCUAUUGACUACAGCCCAGCCAAAAAGAGAGUCAGAACUGUGUGCAAAUGUGGAGCUGUGACUUGCAGAGGUUACCUCAACUGAAUUUUCAGGAAAUAGAGCUGAGGAUAAAUGUAGUUUUGGUUUUUUCUAAUGUUAACAUUUUAAAAAAUAAAUAUUUGGGACUCUUUUCAUAUUAUCAAGAUUAUACACUACAUUAAUUUACAAUUCUUGUUUCAAACUAUUGGCCAAAAUGCAUUACUUAUGCUUUUGAAGAGAGGAACACAGGGUCACAUAGACUAAUUUAAAGCAUACCUAAUUAGUGGUUAGCUACCAAACAAGAAAGGAAAACUAUUACAGGUCAGCAUAUACGUACUUAAGAAGUCUAUGUGAAUAGAGAAAUGCCUCCAUCAGUGUUUUAAGUGUUAAACUGAGAAUGUCACAGUCGCUGAGAUCAAACAUUCAACUUGCUGUAUACUUUGAAUUUAGAGAAACAGUUAAUUCAGUUUGGCCAAAUAUACAAAGUUCUAUUUUUGUUAUUAUGCUGUCAUUCCUGUUUACCUAUUUAUUACUAUAAAUACUGUACUUGUAUUGGAGACAAAUAAGUGAUACUGAAUUAAACCCUAUUUUCUACUUCUUUCAUUAAAACAUUGAGAGCUUAAUGAUACUGAAAUUUAAGGUCUAAAAUUAAAUGUGAAAAAAGUUAAUUACAGCUUGAUUUCAUAUUUUGAAGCAAUUUAGACCAUUACUGAAGGCUCUAUGUUUGAACCAGUAAUUCUUAAAGGUUUUUUAAUCCUGUGGAAGGAAAAUCUCCAAAAAGUUCUAAAAUUCUAGAAUGGGUGGGCAUUAUGCCUCUUGGAAAUGAUACAGCGGUGGGACCAGAAAGGUUUUUUUGAAGUACAAGGCAGGGGAAAUGGAGUGCUUUAAGGGUACCUUUCAAAAGCAUGAAUUUGGAGAUUCAUGUUGUAUUCUUCUGGUCUAAACAGUAAAACAAGAUACGAGAGCAGCUGUACGUAGUAUAACAUUACCAUUACAUUUUCAGAUUUUCACGCUGUUUGAACAUUUCCUUUUCACUAAAUUUAACUAUUUUUAUAUUUCCUACAAGCUCUUCUUUAAAAAUAAUCUAUAUUUUGAACUGAUACCUAUUUUAUAUAUGGAUUUUUAAAAUGUGAUAAAGCUAAACUUGGCCUGGCCAAAGUGUGUGCCUGAAUUAUGAGACCAUUUAUUACUUGAACUAUGAAGACUGAAAUGGAAUAUAUUCAUUGUUGGUUUUCUUUGUUUUCCUGCAUAGUAAAACCUCAAUCAGAAAAAA